AUUCCUCCCCCUUCCCUCCCCUCACUAGCGGGCCAUGAAGGCUCAAGUUGGCGACCCUCCAAGGGGUCGUCUAUUGCCGGCCCUUGCCGUGGCCUUAGCCAUUCUCUUCACUAGCAAUGUAGCCACCGUCUCCGGUGAUUCGUACGACUAUAAGUCGCCGCCACCGCCCUCGCCUUCACCUCCUCCACCAUAUGUCUACAAGUCCCCUCCUCCACCAUCACCAUCUCCUCCUCCACCAUAUGUUUACAAGUCUCCUCCACCACCUUCUCCUUCACCUCCACCACCAUACAAAUAUGUGUCCCCUCCACCUCCAGAGAAGUCACCACCUCCACCAUAUGUCUACAAGUCUCCUCCACCACCUUCGCCAUCUCCUCCGCCACCUUACCAUUAUGCAUCUCCACCACCAUCAAAGAAGUCCCCUCCACCACCCUAUUAUUACAAGUCCCCACUUCCACCAUCAAAAUCACCUCCACCAUACUACUACAAAUCUCCACCUCCUCCAUACUACGAUGAGCCUGUUGUCAAGGUAGUUGGACAGGUCUACUGUUACGAGUGCUAUGAUUGGAAAGACACAGUGGAUUCCCACAUCAAGAAACUCCUUGAAGGUGCCAUCGUUAAGGUGACGUGCAUGGCCGGCUCCAAGGCCUACGUGGCCUACGGCGAGACCAAGAGCUACGGCAAAUACAGCGUCGUCGUCGAAGGCUUCCCCUACUCCAAGUAUGGCACCGAGGCUUGCAAGGUCGAGCUCGACGCCGCGCCCAAGGGGUCGACAUGCAACAUCCCCACCGAGCUCAACAAGGGGGCCAAGCUCGAGGUUGAGUCCAAGUCCCACGAGGAGGUGGUCCUCAUGGCCAAGCCCCUCGCCUUUGCCCCGGAAAAGCCCUCCGAGGAGUGCAACAAGUUCAUGCCCCCUUACUACUAUAAGUCCCCUCCACCGCCGAUGAAGUCUCCUCCUCCUCCCUAUGUAUACAAGUCACCACCACCAGCCUCACCAUCUCCUCCUCCUCCCUAUGUGUACAAGUCCCCACCACCACCCUCACCAUCUCCCCCUCCUCCCUAUGUAUACAAGUCUCCACCACCACCCUCACCAUCUCCUCCUCCUCCCUAUGAAUACAAGUCACCACCACCACCCUCAUCAUCUCCUCCUCCUCCCUAUGUCUACAAGUCCCCUCCACCACCAAUAAAGUCCCCACCUCCUCCCUACCACUACACCUCCCCACCACCACCUCCCACCUACUACUAAGCAUAAACCCAUGGAUGGACUCUUUCCCUCCUUCGUAAUCAUGUUGUAGGGCAGGUGGAAUAAAGGAAGGGUGGAAGAGAUGCCAAAGAGAGGCCUUCUGGUAUCAAAGAAAGAUCUAGCUCGGGUUGGGUGGUUUAUUUUAUACUAUUUGUUUCCUCGGUACAUUGGUAUUUGCUGUAUGCUUGUACGUGUUGGGCCUAUUACUUCUA
Molecule: messenger RNA, 1452 nt
Organism: Elaeis guineensis (African oil palm)
Lineage: Eukaryota; Viridiplantae; Streptophyta; Magnoliopsida; Arecales; Arecaceae
Biological process (GO): plant-type cell wall organization
Molecular function (GO): structural constituent of cell wall
Source: RefSeq, a predicted model, not a curated record